ACUAAAGGAUGAAGAGAUGAGGAAUGACUCAUGCAUUGAGUUGCUAAGUCCUCAGCUGAGCCUUCUGCAUGCCUCAGUAAAGUGCAAAUAUCAUGUGCCAGCCAAAAGCAGUGAGGUGAUUACACCUUGGCUUUUGUCCUUCCUCUUCUCAACCUUCAUGUGUUCAAAGGAAUAGUUGUCUCCUCUCCAAGACACACAGAGGAUGAGACAACUAUCUCAUCACACAGAGGAUGAGAUGCAGGCUUUGGGAGGAGACACCUGGCUAUGGACUCCUCUCAGUGAGGACUGCCCGUGCAGGUUGCUGGGGACGCCCUUGCACCAAACCAUUUCUGCAUUAACGCUCCUAAGCUCACGUCACAGGCACUCAUAUCAGUAUCAGCUCUCUCUCGCUGCCAGGCACAGGCAGAGUGAGAACAGUAAGGGGGAGGGCAAAAGAAAAAAAAAACAUAAAAGAGCAAGGAAUGAGUCACCAGUCCAGAUAAAUUGCCUCCAAGACUCUAAAAUUAAGCUGAAGAGAGCAGUCCCAGUGGUAUUAUGGAUCUGGCAGCUGUGAGCACCUGUCUUCCUGAUGCAUUGCAGGGACUUCAGAGUAAGAAGUGUUACAGGAUGGCUGCUGCUGCCACUGGUUGCGGGAGGGAGGAGGGCUCAGGGUGCAAUGAUUGGCACUGCAAAAUCCUGCAGUCUUAGGAGGGCUUAGAGAAACUGUGGAGUUGAGCCAGCUUACCACUUCUUGAUGCAGCACCACUUCUGAGUUUCAAAGGCUGCUUCCUGCACUGAGGAGGUGCAUGUGUACUGUCAGCAACAACUAAACACAGUGAAGCCCCUAUGGUACUGUUGUGCUAGGGAAAUUUCUGCAAAUUCAGGUCAUGGUAGGAUAUGAGUAAGGCAAUUAAUUCAGUGACAUCACACAUUAUCCGCUGAUAAUGUCCAGAACAACCCUGGAGGACAUCCUGUGGCAGUGAGUUCCACAAAUGUCUGCGUUUCACCUGGGCUUCCAGAUGAAUUGCCAAGCCGAAUCCAAAGGUAAUGUAAAUUUGUCUAGAAAACUAGAAAUUAAGUGUCUGGUGUGGGCAUAUACCCGUGGAAGAGCAAGGGACAAUAAUUCCUUGAGACUGGGUUAUAGCCCCCCUAAACAUCCUGUACAUUACUCAAACCAAUGAAUUCCCAGUGGAUUAUUACUUCCUUUCUGGUUUUCAAGCCUUAUGUUCUACCUUCUCAGUCUGCCCUGUCCCCCAUCGUGUGCAGCAAUGCAGAGAGGAGAGGCUCACCAUAUGCACGGAACAAAAUUCAUGUAUCUGCCUAUCUGUUGGAGGCUUCCAAAAAAAUUCAAGCAGUUUACACAACCCUCUUGGAGUUGAGGCAGAGCGUGGGGCAGGACUCUGAGCAUUCAGAAAGUGAACUGGAGACCUGAAAGUUAUGACCCUAUGACUGUGCUUUUGCCAGGAAGUCCUGCGAGGUGUAGCUGGAUUGAGUAGAAAUUGUGCUGUUGAAUGGCUAUGUUUCUUCUAAGACAUAAGCUAGGGGGCUCAGUGCUGCAGAUAUCUGCCCUGCCAUGACAAAGAUAGCCACUGGGUGCUGCCCAUGCCAUUCCUUCCCAAGUGAGGCUUCAUCUCCUGUGUGUCUGCAGACAGCAUUGUGGCCAUGAUCUAGGCUAAGGCAUCCUGAAAGCUUCGAAGCCUUGUACUGCCUUCAUCUGUUCACCUUUGAGCAGCACUGGCUGGAAAUAAAAUUGCUCAAGCAGGUUUAGAAGGCCAGGUUUUAGACUCUGGCUGUUUUCAGCUUGCAGAGGUAAGCCCUACUUCUGCUAAGGCAGGAACUGACCAUAGAAACUCAUAACAGCAGUGCUAAAUAUCAAGAGCUGAGUGACUGCACAACACAAGGAGUCACUAAUGUUGGCUGAAGUGCAUGGAAGGGGUGAGGACCACAGUAAAGCACUUUGUGCCAGGAGUGGGAUGGGGAAAUUCUAUUUUCCUUCCUGAGAGAACUACUAACACAAAGAAGCUUGAUAUCUUGCCUUGCCACAGUAGGGCCUUGCAGCAGAGAAGAAAUUAAGUAGGAGACUUUGGUGCUGUUGAACUGGAGCUUUUUCAUAAAUGAGGUGCAAAAGACAUGAGGCUGUGCACGGAGCCAGGGGAGGGGGAGAGUUGAGACAGAUGGCCCCCCUGUUUGCCCAUCUGCCCUCAGCUCCGUCCAUCUGGAGGUGCUGGUAGGGCAGAACAGAAGGGAGAAGGGUCUGUGUGCUCAGCACCCACCCUGGUUUCUAAGCAUUUUGCCAGCCAGGCUUUGACGUGUCCUUGCAGCUCUGAGCUGCACUAGUCCUGUCUGCAGGAUCCUUGAAACAAGGAGUCCCUCUCCUGUGUGGCUGUGGGCAUCUGCAGGGCACUUUGCACUGCCACAGACAGUUGCCUCUGCCUAGGGGAGCCCAGUGGAACCCACCACCCCCUCCUGCCAAGCCGGCUUUCCCACCACACAGCUGCUCUCUGCAUCCUUCUCCUUUUCUUCUUAUCUCCUUCAAUCUCCUUUUCCCGCACUCCCCAUUCCUCCAUCCUCCCUCCCCCUGCACUCGUCCCUCUCCCCUCACCUCUCUCCAGCACCACCCUCUCCCCUUUUCCACUCUCCAUCCCGCUGCCUCCCCCCUCUCCUCUCCGUCCUCCUGCCCUAUCGUUCAUCCAUCCCCUCCUUCUCCUGCCGGUGUCCCCGUGCGUGGCGCCCAUUGGCUGCCGGUAUCCGUGCCCGGGGUGGCCGCGGCUCCGCUCCACCUGCCCGAGCCCGGCGGAGAAGCCCCUUCUCCCGCAGAUGGCAAAGGGAUCGCGGGGCACGGACCCUCCGGCGUGAGGCUGCGGGACCGCGCAUCCCCGGGAGGACCCCGGUCCCGCACCGGUCACGGAUGAUGAGCAGGUCCAGGGAGAAGGACUUGCGCCUCCGGUAGAGCCUGGCAGGAGUCUCUCCUCCCUCUUGGGACAGCUUGGCUCAAUUGCUUUUAAGAAAGUGGAAGGGGGAAAAAUAUGACACGGAUUCUUCCGGUGAAGCAGAGGAAAAUGUACAUCCCAACGACACAUUGCUAACUGAUCCUGCAAGGACACUGUCCCCUGCCCUCUUCCCUGUCUCUGCUAUGGACACUUCUGCUUUCAGCCUCCCCACACCAGCAGUGUCAGAGGAGGGGAAUGCCUCUGGCAGCUGGGCAGGCUUCACCACCCCUAACAGCUCCACUACCGAAACCCCUGGUGUGAUUGUCAGCAGUGUCCUCAUCCCUGUGGUCUACCUCAUUGUCUGUGUGGUGGGGCUGGCCGGGAAUUCUCUGGUCAUUUAUGUGGUCCUGCGGCAUUCUGUGAGUGAGUCGGUGACCAACGUCUACAUCUUCAACCUGGCCCUAGCUGAUGAGCUCUUCAUGCUGGGCCUGCCAUUCCUGGCUGCACAAAAUGCCUUGUCCUACUGGCCGUUUGGGUCUUUCAUGUGCCGCCUGGUGAUGGCUGUGGAUGCCAUUAAUCAGUUCACCAGCAUCUUCUGCCUGACAGUGAUGAGUGUUGAUCGCUACCUCGCUGUGGUCCACCCAGGGAAGUCCUCCAAAUGGCGGACAGCACGAGUGGCCAAAGCUGUGAGUGCAACUGUCUGGGUGCUGUCUUCCAUAGUGGUGCUGCCUGUGGUUAUCUUCUCAGACGUCCCUUUAGGGAUGAGCACAUGCCACAUCCAAUGGCCAGAGCCUGCCUCGGUGUGGAGAGCUGGCUUCAUCGUCUACACUGCCACCCUGGGCUUCUUUGGACCACUGCUGGUGAUUUGUCUCUGCUAUCUUCUUAUUGUUGUGAAGGUUCGUUCCUCUGGCAGGCGGGUGAGGGCUCUGUCCUCCAAGCACAAGCUCUCAGAGCGCAGAGUGACCCGCAUGGUGGUGGCUGUUGUGGCUGUCUUCAUCCUUUGCUGGCUUCCCUUUUAUGUCCUCAACAUAAUCAAUGUUGUCUGCCCACUGCCAGAGGAGCCAUCCCUCUUUGGUGUCUACUUCCUUGUGGUGGUGCUGCCAUAUGCCAACAGCUGUGCCAAUCCUAUCAUCUAUGGCUUCCUCUCCUACCGCUUCAAGCAGGGCUUCCGGAGGGCCAUCCUCAGGCCAUCUCGCCGAGUCCAGAGCCAGGAGGUGCCAGCUUGCCCUGCAGAGAAGACUGAUGAUGAAGGAGAAGAGGGUGAGAUCAGCAAGAUCACUGAGAAUGGUAAUGACAGGCAGGAACACCCUCUAAGUGGUGGGGAAGGAGAAAGGAAUGAACAUAAACAGCUUCCUGAGGAGCCUGUGGAAUGCGAAAAGAGCAACAAGUUGCAUGUCAGUUAUCUAUGAUGAAAGGGAUGGUGCAGGGGAAAGAGACACUAGGACAUGUGAUCCCCUUCACCUUCUGUACUUUUCCACCUCAAAGGCAACGGGAGACAAUGAGACAAGGGAAUAUUAAAGACCAAGAUGCUUAAAGAUGAAGAAGGCUCCAUGAACUUGUGGAAAAAGCAAGGCGUUGUUCUUGCUUUUGGAAGGGACACAUGAGGUUUGUGUGGUACCAGGUAAAGGAAGGACUACAUCCAAGAAGAGCUGAAGAGUUGAGUGGGCAUUGACAGUAUGGAGAGAGCAAGGUCAGCCCUAGUUGCAUGGUCCAUCCUUACAUCUCCCAGCUCUGAAGGGCAUCAGCUGCCAUUUGACUGUGGCACCUCAAGGAAGUGCUCAAAUGGCAUAUAUAACAAAUAGGCAUCUCAGUGCCUUGAUUAUCUUCCUUGUAAAUAUGAGAAGUGGUUUACCCUGAAAGAAAAGAAAAAGGAAAGAAAAAAUGCCUGCAGCAAAGACAUACCAGCGAGUUGCACGAAUGGCUGACCCUUCUCUAGCUCUCCAAUAAGUCUUGGGGAUAAUUUUUCUGCCCCUGCUGGUUGUGACUGGAGAUCCCUUUUGACUGCUCAAAGCCUCUUCUUUCCUUCCAGUCUCAUGGACUCUGGGCAGGCUGAAAACUCUUACAUGGGAGAGCAAAUAGGACAUUGCUUUCAUGAACCUUGUGUUCUUCAGGGUAUUCCUGGUGUCUCUGCACUCUGGUAGAAGAUGUAAUAAGGGUAAAGAAGAAGACAAUGAGGCAUGCGUUGGAGACAAGAUUUCUUAGAAGCUGAGAUGUCCCUUCUCUUUCCCUGUCCCUAAGCCUUAUUGUAAAUAAACAAAAAGCCUUUGGACUUAAAAGGCCAAGUGGGCAGAACCAUUCUGUCUGUUUAAGGGAGGGGACUGCUAUAAAUUUGGCUCCCCUGAGAAUACACAAUAUCUUUGAGAUCAGUUGGCC
Messenger RNA from Cuculus canorus (common cuckoo), 5282 nucleotides. RefSeq names its product somatostatin receptor 3 (gene SSTR3). NCBI's taxonomy places the organism in Eukaryota, Metazoa, Chordata, Aves, Cuculiformes, Cuculidae. Gene Ontology annotation, cellular component: membrane; neuron projection. Gene Ontology annotation, molecular function: neuropeptide binding; somatostatin receptor activity. Bases 3113 to 4318 code for a protein of 401 amino acids. The record is from RefSeq and is a predicted model, not a curated record. Gene Ontology annotation, biological process: neuropeptide signaling pathway. The transcript is spliced from 2 exons.